Aethalodelphis obliquidens (Pacific white-sided dolphin) is the source of this 3206-nucleotide messenger RNA. RefSeq names its product retinol dehydrogenase 16-like. Gene Ontology annotation, biological process: steroid metabolic process. The transcript has 3 exons. NCBI's taxonomy places the organism in Eukaryota, Metazoa, Chordata, Mammalia, Artiodactyla, Delphinidae. Gene Ontology annotation, cellular component: intracellular membrane-bounded organelle. Gene Ontology annotation, molecular function: oxidoreductase activity. The coding region runs from base 143 to 742 and encodes 199 amino acids. The record is from RefSeq and is a predicted model, not a curated record.
CUCCUAAAGUCCUCACUGGGUGGAAGGUGACUUGGAACCUCCGCUGGGUCCUCACUCAUGGGCCCAGCAUGGUGUUGCCCUCUCGCCCUCACUGUUCCCAGGACUCUGGGGCCUGGUGAAUAAUGCCGGCAUUUGCACUCCCAUGGCACCCAAUGAGUGGCUGACCAAACAGGACUUCGUAAAGAUGCUCGACGUGAACCUGUUGGGGAUGAUCGAGGUGACCCUGAGUCUGCUGCCCCUAGUGCGGAAGGCGAGGGGCCGUGUGGUCAACGUCUCCAGCGUCAUGGGCCGCGUGUCCCUCUUUGGUGGGGGCUACUGCAUGUCCAAGUACGGCGUGGAGGCCUUCUCAGACUCCCUCAGGAGGGAGCUCUCCUACUUCGGAGUGAAGGUGGCGAUGAUUGAGCCUGGUUACUUCAUGACCAAUAUGACCAGCCCUGAGGUGUUUAAUGGAAGCCUCCAGGCAUCAUGGGAUCAGGCCAGCCCAGAGAUCAAGGAACUCUAUGGAGAGAAGUUCGUGGCUGACUUCAUGAAGACAUCUAAUUUAUUGAAGCCAUCAUGGUCCGGGAAUCUGUCCUUGAUGACCAACUGCAUGGAGCAUGCCCUGACCUCCUGCCACCCCCGCACCCGGUACUCCGCUGGCUGGGACGCCAAGUUCUUCUACCUCCCCGUGAGCUACAUGCCCACCUUCCUGGUGGAUCUCAUGAUGUACUGGGGUGCCCCACGGCCUGCUAAGGCCCUGUAACCCAAGACUGGGGUGCAUGGUGGGGGCAGUUGGGGAUAGUGUGGGGAGGGGAUGCAUCAGGGAGAGGGAAAUAGAGUGGCGAAAGGGGUUCUCAUGUCACCGGGGACACCCAUCCCACCUCAGUCCCCAGGCUUCUCUUGGGACAUUACUUAGUUCUCUGGGGAUAUUAGGAAGAAAGGAACAAGUCUUAUGGCCGAGGAACAGGGCUCAUUAUCUCACAUCUGUGUUCUGUUCCUUGAGUGGCCUCUCAGUGCCUUAUGACCCACAUGCAGCUGUGAAAAACCCUCGCUUUGGGGAGGGUGUGAGCAGCUGGGAGUUUUCAGUCCCCCCUGCUCUGCCUCUGUCCACCUGUUGAUGUAUCUUUCCCAUGUCCAGUCUCCCUCUCCCCCAGGAUAGAAAUGGACAGGGGAGAUAAAGGCCCCUCUUGCCUGAGGGUAUGUGUUGACAGUGGAGGGUAACCACCAGCCUGACUCACGAGCCUAGGUGCCAACUCAGUAGACCUUGGCUGGAAUGCGAUCCUGUCGGAGAACAAACAAACCGGGUUUUGAUCUAUCUUGGAAACAAGAAUUUCCAUUGAUUAUUUCUUCCUUAAAAUUAUAGUUGAAAAGUUCACCUGCUUGAGCUUCAUGCUUAAUCUGAAGACUCCUGUUUUUCAAAUUAUUAUUUAUACACGUAAACACUCACAUACACACACAGACACCGAGCCAGUCACACCAAACAAACUGAAAUCAAAUAAAGUAUCAUUGAUUCACUUUAUGCCUUGGGGGUAUGUGUUCAGGAGGUUUGGACUCAGCCCCAGGAAUCCUCUCCAGAAUGUCAGAGAGCUUGUGAGAUUGCAAAGCCCUGGUCCUCCUUGCUGGUCUUACAGGGGGGUGCAGGGCUGCACUGAGUUGGGUUCCAUGGCCCACAGUGUGGACUGUGACACAAGGACCCCUAUUUAGACAAGGCGGAGCAACAAAAGCGCUGAAAAAAGAAGUGCAAUGCACACCAUCCCACGUCCUUACCCUAGACCUUCCGUAGAUCCCUAUUCCUCCUCCUUCCAGGCUGCCUUUCUUAGGGAGGGAACCAGGUCUGGUCUGAUGGACGUGUGAAGGGGCUGGAACCCAUGCCAUGAGGGUCCAUGCGGCUGUCACAAGGAAGUUUCCCUAAUCCUCCCCUUGGCUGUCCCGGUGGUUUUUGACAAAGGAUCAGUGAUUCCCCACUGAAAAUCUCAUCUCCUCCAAGUAACAGAUAUUCAGCGCCGGAGGCGGGAUUUGUCUCUCCAUUUUGGGAGCUCACUGCAGAAGGAGGACUGCAUACCUGUAGGGCUGGAAAAGAGCUUGCACAAUCAGCCCUCACUCCUGGCACCUUCUAGCCCCCUUUGGUUACCUACGCCUCUCCCCACUUCAGGGGACCCAACCUGAGAUGAGAAGAGGGGAUGGUGUGGGACACCCUGUCUUUGACAGUGGUCCUACUGAGACUGGGCAGAGAGACACCUGGUGGUGGCAGCCCCUGCUCCAGCACAAGCAGGCUCACAGGUGCGGCCUCAGAAUCUGGGCCAGCUGCAACUCCCUGGACCGUAGAUGCAGAGAUCUUGGUCAGUGAGUCUCCCUGACAGGGUCGCCUCUGAAAGAUUUCUUCUUCUGGCCCCCGCAGCUCCCAGGUGAGUGAGUGUCACCCCAGGCUCCUUUCUCUUACUGCUCUCUCCUGACCUUCCUGUGGUUGUUCCCACCUGGAAUGUAGUCUGAAACAGCUGAGACUCCCGCAAGCAGUCAUAUUACUUUCAGGGUUCACAAAAGGGAAGCAAAUGGCCUGAGGGCUGGGACGUGUCUGCUGCAUGGCCCCUUGGGAGUUUAUGGUUGAAGGAAUUCGUGGUCACUGAGAAAAAAAAAUCUCCUGUUUCUUCCAAGUAAAGAAACCAAACCUUCUCCCAUAGCAGGGUUUUUGUUUGUCUAGGAUUUGCAUGCCGCCCCGGCUUCUUGACACCGUUUCCACACAGUUUCCAGGGCACCAUCCUUCAUCCUUGCCUUCUUCGUCCUCACCCUUUGGGAAGCCCACGUAGGAGGGUCCUGGUGGUCACGCAGGAAGCAGGCACAGGCUGGUUUCUGCAAGACGAGCCUUUCUAUUACUGCUGCCAACUCCCACCUGAGGGACAAACACUUUCAGGACUACAGUCAGCUCCCUGCACUUGACAGUUACCACUAAAGGCUGAAUCUGUGCCCCUGUCUGUCUUUGUUGGCUGCUGGGGUGGGUUCCAGGGGCAUUUGAGCCUCUGUUUGCUUGGGGAAGCCUCUCCUUCCCUCCCAGUGCCUCUCGUAUUUCCUUACUUACCAGUCGGAGCUGUAGUAAAUGUGGACGGUCAGGGGAUGCCCAGCGCACUGAACCAGGCUCCUUCUGUCCCUGCCCCACUCACCAGCUCUGUGCCCCUGAUGGGUCCACCCCCGUUACUGAAUGAAAGUCCCUGCAUGCACAGCUGUUCUGGGGU